CGCGGGCUCCUCUUAAACCCCGCGCAUCCUCCGCGCCUUCAUCUCCCUCCUCAGCAUCAUCAUCGUCAUCACCUUCCUCAUCCUCACCCUCCCGCUCCUCACAGGCACCAUCCCACCGUCCCCACAGCAGCGGUGUCCUGGGCAGCGUCCGGAUCGCGCGGAGGAUUCCAGUCUUGUGACCCACAGCACUUGUUCUUCUGAAGAAAAUCCAGUUUCCUGUGCCACCACCCCCACCAAAAACCAUGGAGAAGUUUGUGUCAGAAAGGCCUGUUCCUGUCUCUAAGAAUGAAAUCCCUACUCUUCCUUCCCAGAAGAAGCCAGAUACAAACUCAUGCCCUCAUGCACCUGCCAAAUAUUUGAUCUCUGGUGGGGUGGACACUGGGAACUGCAAGGCUAAUGAGAAGGAGAGGCAGUGGAUCCGCCCUGAUACACCCAGCAAAUGCACCUGGAAGCUUGGGAAGCCCCUCUCUGCCUCCCCCCAUCAUCAUGCCACCGUGCCAGAGCCUCCGAAGAUCCUGCCAAGCAUCCUGAAUAAAGUUGGCAAUACACCUUUGGUGCGGAUCAACAAGAUUGGGAAGCACUUUGGGCUCAAGUGUGAACUCUUGGCCAAGUGUGAGUUCUUCAACGCCGGCGGCAGCGUGAAGGACCGCAUCAGCCUCAGGAUGGUGGAGGAUGCUGAGAAGGCUGGGAUCCUGAAACCUGGGGACACCAUCAUAGAGCCAACCUCUGGGAACACAGGGAUCGGGCUGGCCCUGGCGGCGGCAGUGAAGGGUUACCGCUGCAUCAUCGUCAUGCCAGAGAAAAUGAGCAUGGAGAAGGUGGAUGUCCUGAGAGCUCUGGGUGCUGAGAUUGUGAGGACCCCAACUACAGCCAGAUUUGAUUCUCCUGAAUCUCACGUGGGAGUGGCCUGGAGGUUGAAGAAUGAAAUCCCCAAUGCACACCUCCUGGACCAGUACCGCAAUGCCAGCAACCCCCUGACCCACUACGACACCACAGCUGAGGAGAUCCUGCAGCAGUGUGAUGGAAAGGUGGACAUGGUGGUGGCCACAGCUGGCACAGGAGGGACCAUCACUGGCAUCUCCAGGAAGCUGAAGGAGAAGUGUCCAGGCUGCAAAAUUAUAGGUGUGGAUCCUGAAGGCUCCAUCCUUGCUGAACCAGAAGAACUGAACAAGACUGACAAGACAAUGUAUGAAGUGGAAGGAAUUGGAUAUGAUUUUGUCCCCACAGUGUUGGAUAGAUCUGCAGUGGACCAGUGGUACAAGAGCAAUGAUGAGGAGUCCUUUGCCUUGGCACGGAUGAUGAUCCGCGAGGAGGGGCUGCUGUGUGGGGGCAGCUCGGGCAGUGCCAUGUCUGUGGCUGUGAAGGCAGCCAAGGAGCUGAAGGAGGGUCAGCGCUGUGUUGUCAUCUGCCCUGACUCCAUCAGGAACUACAUGUCCAAGUUCUUGAGUGACAAAUGGAUGAUUCAGAAAGGGUUCAUGAAAGAAGAAGACCUUGGCAACAAACCCUGGUGGUGGAACAUCAGCAUUCAGGAGCUGAGCCUCUGUGCCCCCCUGACUGUGCUUCCAACUGUUACCUGUGCAAAGACUGUGGAAAUUCUCCGGGAGAAGGGAUUCGACCAGGUACCAGUUGUUGAUGAAUCUGGGGUGAUUCUGGGCAUGGUUACCCUGGGUAACAUGCUUUCCUCACUGCUUGCUGGAAAAGUUAAGCCUUCUGAUGAGGUCAGAAAAGUAAUCUACAAGCAAUUUCAACAGAUUAACCUGAAAGACAACUUGGGGAAACUCUCUCACAUCCUGGAAAUAGACCACUUUGCUCUGGUGGUUCAUGAACAAAUCCAAUAUCACACGGAUGGCUCCUCCAGCAAGCGGCAGAUGGUGUUUGGCAUCGUGACAGCCAUCGACCUCCUCAACUUUGUGACCGCGCGCGAGCGGGAGAGGAAAUCCAACUAAAGCCAAGCAGCAGCCUGGAGCCUCCUCAGCAUUCUGCAGUCUCAAACAAACAAUCAGGU
Molecule: messenger RNA, 2005 nt
Organism: Onychostruthus taczanowskii (white-rumped snowfinch)
Lineage: Eukaryota; Metazoa; Chordata; Aves; Passeriformes; Passeridae
Product: cystathionine beta-synthase-like protein
Exons: 17
Coding region: 243-1946 (567 amino acids)
Cellular component (GO): cytoplasm
Molecular function (GO): cystathionine beta-synthase activity; cysteine synthase activity
Source: RefSeq, a predicted model, not a curated record